Messenger RNA from Aspergillus piperis CBS 112811, 469 nucleotides. RefSeq lists its product as uncharacterized. Lineage: Eukaryota; Fungi; Ascomycota; Eurotiomycetes; Eurotiales; Aspergillaceae. The transcript has a single exon. The record is from RefSeq and is a predicted model, not a curated record. Bases 82 to 309 code for a protein of 75 amino acids.
GCGGAAGGUCCCUAGCACUAUAUGCCGAGAUAAAGUAGUCUCCUAACAUCAGACAAGGGCCGUGCAUAUGAUACACACGCCAUGCUGCACGAGCAGCAGCAGCAGCAGCAGCGCAAGAUCAACAAAGCAGGACUGACAAGGCUACCAUCAAGGCUACUUAAUCACACUCUAAUGUUAACUUUCGGAGGAGCCUCAUCUCACCAGGGUUUUGGGAUCAUCGAUGCGCCAGUAGGAAAUCUCAGACAGGCCCCACAGCUCCCUGGCAACCGAGAUGUAUCUGCCAUGAACAAGAGUCUAGCUACUUCUUAAAACUGUUCCAUGUCAUUAUUUCAUGGGUAGCUUGCCAAGUUCGCAGUCCGACGGGAAUAGAGAGCCUGAACAUAGGCGAAUGUGUGCGUUGAUGAGGCUAAUAUCCCAAAAAACAUAAAUCUUGCGAGAGAGACCCUGAUCGUUUACGAACAAUAAUGAG